CAUCACGUGAUGCACGUGAUGAAUAGACGUCACGUCUCUCGGUGACCCUUUACAACUAUUUUAUUUGUUUCAAAACACGCACUAAAAUGAGUUUUCUGUGCUGCUGUUUUCAGAGUCAUUCUUCAGAGGAAGAGAGACAGCAUAUACUUGGAGCAGCACAGUCUGCAAGAAUACCUCAUCCUUCUCCUAAAGGUUCCCCGGACAGAAUUGGCAUGAUAACUGCACGGCAUGUUGGUGUGCCAGAUCUGGACCAGCGCUUCACUGACUUUGCAGAAAUGUUUAACACGCAGCAGGAAAGCUAUGAGUGUAUGCAGGAAAAGCGGAAAACACUGAUGGUUCGUUAUUGCUGUGCCCCUGACAGCAGCCUGUCUGAGUGUCUGCAGAAGAUGAAGGAUGAACACAACGACCACCAGAUCAUCCUGCAGUUAAAAGGCUACAACUUCGGCUUGGCCGUGACACCAGACGAUUCGGUGCCUGACAAGUUGAAGCAAACACAGGAGAACAUCAAGGAGCUGUGUCAAGCUGUCAAAGCCAUCAUGGCACUUGGUCCUAAACUUGAGGAGAUGAUUAACUGGCUGCUGAAUUCAGAAAAGAUCCUGACCCAGAAGGUGAAUGCAGAAGCGAAGACACACCAGGAGUCUACACGACUCAGAGGCAAUUUGAGGGAGAAUCUUCGCGAGGCAUCAAGAGCUAAAAGGUUCAGUCCUCGCUACAGGGAAGAGGCUGGAAAACUUUUCAACGAGGUGGCCAUGCUGUCUGGAAUCAAGCCAUGAAUCAUUUUCUUAAUGUUACGUAAGCUACGUAAGGCUGGGUCUUUAACUUUGGAUUUUUACACUAGAAUUCCAAACAAAAUGAAAAUAUUUAGGGGUGAUAUUUGAUGCACAUUUUAACAUUUGUUCCUUAUGUUCUGAACACUGUAAAGACAUCAUUCUUUCAUUUGAAAAACAUUGCCAAAUUGCGUCCUAUGCUGUCACUCCCGGUGGUUGAAAAGUUGAUCAAUAUCUUUGUGUUUUCUCGUAUUGAUUAUUGUAAUGCUUUGCUGGUCGGGGUCUCAAACGCUACCCUAAAUAAAUUACAGCUGGUUCAAAAUUCAGCUGCCCGAAUCCUGACUGGAACCAGGACAAGGGAUCACAUCACUCCAGUCUUGGAGUCCUUACAUUGGCUCCCUGUCAGAUUUCAGGUGAAUUUUAAAGUUCUUCUGCUUACCUACAAAUCUUUAAAUGGUUUGGCUCCUCACUACCUUACUGAGCUUUUAGCCCCCUACAAACCUGUGCGUGCGCUCCGCUCUUCGGAAACUGCCCUUUUAAUCAUCCCACAUACCCGUUUAAGAUCUAUGGGUGAUGGGGCAUUUUGUUCUUAAGCUCCAUGACUCUGGAAUUCCUUGCCUGUUCGGAUUAGGCAAGCAGAAUCCCUUAGUGUCUUUAAAUCCUCCCUUAAAGCUUAUUUCUUUAGGGUAGCUUUUACAUGAAAUUGAUUUUUUUAACUUACUUGUUUUGAUAGUAUGUUCUUAUUUAGUGGGUUUUUAUAUCUUACUUAUUUUAACAUAUUAUUUGUAUAAUUGUAUGUUCCUUUUUCUUCUGUGAAGCGCUUUGAGAUGCUACUUUUAAAGGCGCUAUAGAAAAUAAAGUUUAUUAUUAUUAUUAUUAUUAUUAUUAUUAUUAUUAUUAUUAUUAUUAUUAUUAAUGUGAGAGAAAACAGAUAGAGGAAUAAAUGAAUGACGUAUGAUCGAGGGAAUAUAUACUGACCUCACUCUUAAAUGUUUAUGAAAACACUUAUUUAACAGCAAAGUAUUAGAGAUUAUAACAGAUAAAUGAUAAGAAUAGAUAAAGGAUCGUAACAACCAAAACUUAAGUCUAUAACCUUGAAAAAAUAUAUUAUUAUUAACAGCUUUAAUACUGCAUGUAAUGGGUGUUGACAUGUAAAUCAGAUCUUAUUCUAACAUCUGACACACAACUGCCAAUAAGAAAGAAGAACUGUGACUUCUUUCACUAAGAAGCCUUUCUUUAAUAGGCUAAUGAUAUUUAAAUGGAGAAAUGAAAUGUAUCCGAGGCACAUGGUGGUCUAUGUGGUCCAGGUUUGUGUACUUCUAGGAUGAUUUGUGUUCUGUAUAUAUAAUCUCCUUUUUAGGAAACAAGUAUGUUGUACUGUUUGGCUUCCAGCUGGUCAGUGAUCAUGACUAGAUUUCUAUCUUUCUAAGUUUUAACAAUGCUUUAAGAAUACGUUAUACAUUUUGUACAACUUUUGCAGAACUUUUUCAGGGAAAUACAUUAUAAAUUGGGGGAAAGAAAUCAGUUCACUGAUCUGUAAUGUCUAGAAAACAAAUGACAUUCUGAUUAGUAUUUGCAUUUAUUGCUGACAUAGAUGAUUAUCUGGGUACUAU
Tachysurus vachellii is the source of this 2380-nucleotide messenger RNA. RefSeq lists its product as uncharacterized. Bases 87 to 773 code for a protein of 228 amino acids. Lineage: Eukaryota; Metazoa; Chordata; Actinopteri; Siluriformes; Bagridae. The record is from RefSeq and is a predicted model, not a curated record. The transcript has 4 exons.